GUGUCAACAUGAGGCAGAGUUGAAACUAUUAGAGGAAGAAACUGCAAAGAGAGUAGAGGAAGCAAUUCGAAAGAAAGUCGAGGAGAGCUUGAACUCUGAGGCGAUCAAGCUAGAAAUACAAAGACGAAUUGAGGAAGGGCGGAAAAAACUACUCAAUGAUGUUGCAUCUCAACUUGAAAAAGAGAAGGAAGUUGCUCUUAUUGAGGCUAGGCAGAAAGAAGAACAAGCUCGAAAAGAGAGAGAGGAGCUGGAUAGGAUGCUAGAGGAGAACCAAAGGAGGGUUGAAGAGUCUCAAAGAAAAGAAGCUUUGGAGCAGCAGCAAAAAGAAGAGGAACGCUACCGGGAAUUAGAGAAGAUUCAAAGACAAAAAGAAGAGGCUAUGCGAAGGAAGAAAUUAGAAGAGGAGGAGGAACGGGCAAAUCAGAUGAAGCUCUUGGGUAAGAAUAAAUCUCGACCAAAACUGUCAUUCCCAGUUGGCCUAAAAUGAGAGUUCUAAGGGUUCUACUUUUAUUAUUUCCCUCUUGAAAAGCUGCAUUUGUGUAGCUGGUCUUAGAUUUUAUGUUCGCAUUUGUAUUGCCAAGAACAUUGGCAGGUUUUUUUUGUCAUAUCCUGAUAUACACCACAAAGUGGCGCUCCUGAACGCAUUUGUGACUGCCCAUCUCUCGACUGAUAAACAAUGAGGAAAUGUCAAUUCUAUGAACUGUUUGCUUCAAAGA
This is a messenger RNA of Macadamia integrifolia, 716 nucleotides long. RefSeq lists its product as uncharacterized. Gene Ontology annotation, cellular component: mitochondrion; nucleoplasm. The record is from RefSeq and is a predicted model, not a curated record. Gene Ontology annotation, molecular function: cadherin binding. NCBI's taxonomy places the organism in Eukaryota, Viridiplantae, Streptophyta, Magnoliopsida, Proteales, Proteaceae.